Molecule: messenger RNA, 1017 nt
Organism: Puccinia graminis f. sp. tritici CRL 75-36-700-3
Lineage: Eukaryota; Fungi; Basidiomycota; Pucciniomycetes; Pucciniales; Pucciniaceae
Exons: 7
Coding region: 1-1017 (338 amino acids)
Biological process (GO): regulation of transcription by RNA polymerase II
Cellular component (GO): nucleus
Source: RefSeq, a predicted model, not a curated record
AUGCCUCUGGACUUUGUUUGCCUGUCAAAAAGGCACACAGGUGAGUACUUGGCCGAUACAGUCCGCCUAGUUGCUGAGAAAUUUGGAAUUCAAGACAAAGGGAUUCUUCGGCCGUUUGGGAGUCACAAGAAGGACGCAAAGGAUCGAGGAUCGAUGGCUGCUGACAAUGAUUCAGAUGGUUCAAUUUCUGAACAAGAAGAUCCUGAAGAUCAAAUCAGAGUGCUUCCUUGGGGCCUCCGGGAUAAUUCCCCCACCUCAGCAGGUGAUGAUUCAAGUGAUGAGAAAUCAGAGUACGGAGCAGAUCUCGAUGACAAUGAAGUACUCAAUGAGGCCGAUAUUGAAAAUGCUAGCAAAGAGGAGGAGGAUGAUCGCUACACUUUGGUUUCUUGUAAACGUACUUUGGCUAAGUUUUGCGCAAUUGCAAAGAAAUUGAGGUACUCUCCAACUUCCAAGGCCGAAUUCAUCAAGAUCUGUCAACAGAAGAGUUGUGAAAGACCACACAACAUUGAACGAGAUGUACGAACAAAAUGGAACUCUACCAUUAUUCAAAUCAACAGCAUCAUCAGAUGUCAAGCGGCUAUCAAUUCAAACUACCCACCCGCAUUGAAGAAUGCCUGCCGAGUAGGAUUAAAGAUAACAAAUAAGUACUACAGCUUGACUGACACAUCACCCCUUUAUAGGAUAGCAAUUUUGUUGCACCCAUCCUUCAAAGAUGAGUACUUCAAGAUAGCAAAAUGGGAACCCAAAUGGAUAGCCGAAGCAAUCCGCCUAGCUCAUGAAAUGUGGGCAUCAAAUUACAAGCCCCAACCACUCACUCCUGCCUCCUCUGCUCCAACUACUAGCUCAAAGCCCAUCACUGGUAUGCUUGCCAGCCUUGGAAGAGCAACUGCCACCCGGGGGGGAGACAGCUCAGCUGAUGCAUUUGACACAUGGCUUUCUGGGGGACUUGUCCUCAAUGGUGAUGAGCUGGUGAAUCCACUGAAGUGGUGGAUGGAACAGAAGCGUUCUGGUAACUGA